Ipomoea triloba (trilobed morning glory) is the source of this 858-nucleotide messenger RNA. RefSeq lists its product as uncharacterized. The coding region runs from base 52 to 609 and encodes 185 amino acids. The record is from RefSeq and is a predicted model, not a curated record. The transcript is spliced from 2 exons. NCBI's taxonomy places the organism in Eukaryota, Viridiplantae, Streptophyta, Magnoliopsida, Solanales, Convolvulaceae.
CCAAGCUAGAAACACUACAAACACAGCAAUUUUAAUCCCCAGCCUUCUAAAAUGGCCUCCAUCUUGAAGAUUUUUGCUGUGGUUGCUUGUUUUGCCCUUUCCUUGUGCUUCCAUGGCGUCGCUGGGAGCAUAUCCUGCGAGAAUUUGAACAAGGAAUCGUGCGGUUUCGCAAUAUCAUCAAGCGGGAAGCGUUGCGUGCUGGAGAAGCACGUCCGGCGCGGCGGCGAGGAAGCGUACACCUGCCGGACGUCGGAAAUCGAGGCCGACAAGAAGCUAUUGAAGGACUCGAUUGAAACGGAGGAGUGCAUCCAGGCCUGCGGCGUCGACCGGAACUCCCUCGGAAUCUCCUCCGACGCUCUCCUGGAAUCGCAAUUCACGCAGAAGCUUUGCUCGACGCCCUGCUACCACCGCUGCCCUAACAUCAUCGAUCUCUACUUCAAUCUCGCCGCCGGCGAAGGCGUGUAUCUCCCGAAAUUGUGCGAGGAAGUAGGGUCGUCUAACGCUCGCCGCGCAAUGGCGGAGAUUGUGAGCUCCGGUGUCGUCGCACCGGGGCCGGAGUCGCCGGUCAACUUCAUUGGUGCAUCGGAGCCGGCGUUGCCUCCGUUCUAAUUUUAUUUAAUUAUUAAUCGAAGGGUGCAAUAUUAUGUUAUAGUUUGUGCAUCGCGCAGAUAGAUAUGAUAUGAGUAUGCAUAAGGAUCAUUGUGAUCCAUGGGGCACAUUUAUUUCUCUUUUGCCAAAGAAAUAAUGUGUAGGUAGUUAGCUAAUUAAGGUACGCAUAUAUAUGUUGCUUUUGUAUCAGUAGUUGCACCCCUGUUAUAUUAUACGCAUGAAUUUAUAAUAUCACUUAUAUAAAUAUAA